Molecule: messenger RNA, 7529 nt
Organism: Menidia menidia (Atlantic silverside)
Lineage: Eukaryota; Metazoa; Chordata; Actinopteri; Atheriniformes; Atherinopsidae
Source: the annotation of a GenBank genome assembly
AUGUGUAAUACACUUGUGAUAAGUGGUCAUCUUGUCUUGUUUCUAGUUGGGAUGAGAGCAGCUCAAUCAGCAGUGGACUCAGUGACGGUGAUGGUGAUGGCUCCGAGAACCUCAGCUCAGAGGAAUUCAAUGCAAGCUCUUCACUUAACUCCCUCCCAAGCACACCCUUGGGAUCGAGACGCAAUUCCUCUGCCAUGCUCAGAUAGAACACAGAUUACAGAGAGGAGAUCAUGUCUGAUGGUUACCCACACUGCACCUCCUCCCUUCUUCUCUCUGCAGCUUCGCACUGAUGCAGAAAAGCGCUCCCUGGUGGAAAGUGGACUUUCUUGGUACAGUGAGGAUGGCAAAGUCAGUCAUAAGCUUGAUUGCCACAGCUACGAAUCUGGAAGUCUCAAGACAGAAGCGCCAAGUAAAUGGAGGAAGAAGCCUCCGAGUCUCAAUGAAGAUUUUGGGCUCAAAGGAGAUCUGAAGAAGCCUCAAAGUCUAGGUCAACCAGGAAGUUUCAAGAAGGGCAGAAAUCCUCCAGUGGGCGUGACCUCCCCCAUCACCCAUACCUCACAGAGCAUGCUUAAGGUCGCAGCACCCAAGACUGAGAAGCCACUGGACAAAUCUAAGAUUUCCAUAAAAACUGCUGGCCUGCAACGUUCUCGUUCAGAUGCUGGAAGGGAUCAUCAUGGUGAACACCGCAAACCCCCAUCAGGUUUAGUCAAACCCACUGCUGGGGGCUCCUUUGGCUACAAGAGGCAACCAACAGCCACUGGUACUGCUACCGUUAUGACAGCAGGUGGUGCCACCAUCUCCAGUGGCUCUGCGACUGUAGGGAAAACCCCAAAGUCAUCUGGAAUCCCUGUGAAGCCCGUGGGAGGAGGAGCACCCUCUGGUAGAAAAAAUAGCUUUGAUGCCAGCAGUGAACAGAGUUUCCUCGGGCCAAAUGCCCGAAACAGCAUUCAGUACCGCAGCUUGCCUCGACCGGCCAAGUCAAGCACACUCAGUGUGAUUGGUCGUCCUGCAUCUCGGCCAGUCAGCAGUACUAUUGACCCGAGUCUUCUAAGUUUGAAACCUGUACCCAUGGCUUCCACAGGCCCAAGGCUUAAAGAACCUUCUGGUGGCAGUAGUAAAAUGAAUCGAACAAUAACAGGUCCAGUGAACCAGACAGACAGAGAAAAGGAAAAAGAACGAGCCAAGGCCAAGGCGGUUGGGGUUGAUACGGACUGCGCCUCUUUGAAAGGGGCGGACAGCCUGUCUGAGUCCCAUGGAGAGUCCACAGUGAAACUGCACGGCUUGAGACGGACCAGCAGCAGCAAAUACCCUGAACUUUCAUCUCCCACAACACCAAGAAUGUUGAACACAAAGUCUUUGGGCCGUCCGCCCAGCUUGGCUCACUUGGACAAGAUCAAUUCUAACAGUCUCGACUCAUGUGUGACCAUCCACGACCUCCCGCCCAAAGUCCCCCCAUAUUCCAAACUUCAAGACCUGGCUAGUUCUCACACACCUAGCCGUCUCAUCCCCAGCCCGGCGCCCAUCCUCCAUAUUGAUUCUCCCACCUAUACUAGUGAGAGCUUGAGUCUGAGCGGAUCACCCAUGCUGUACCCCAAAAGGACCGGCAUGCACCGCAGCAUGGAGUCCCUUCCCCUCCAGAUGAGCGUGCCCACCAGUGCACGGUUCAUCACAGCAGACAUCCACGACAAGGAAGAGAGGGGGACUGGAACCUGGGGGGCUGGGAGCAGGAUUUCCCUCAAUGUCUCAGAAAGGCAACCUGCAAACAGACCGGAACACUUUGCCAAAGAAAGGCUUAGAUUGAAACAACCUCUCCUUUUCAGACGCUAUGGCUCUAGCCUCUCAGACAGUGAUGGAAGCAAACCAGGAAGGCGUCACUCCCACACCAUAGGGGGCAUGACAGAGAGCGAUAGCCCUCCUCAGCUGCCUUCUCCCACCCGCCCUCUUCACCCCUCCUCCAGCAAGACUCUUCUUACUAACGUGGUCGCCCCAAUUUCCUGUGGCAGCCCGAGGAUAUCACGUUCUAACAGCACAGGCCCCACAAGUGAUUGCGACCUCUAUGGAUCCUCCCCCCUGGGUAGCAGUAUGUCCCUGGCUGACCGUCCAAAAAGCAUGAUGCGGUCCGGAUCUUUCCGUGAACCAGGGGAUGAUGGUGAGUGUUAUCACCUCACCUUCCUGCAGGGCGAGUUUCAUGGUUCUGUGCUGUCUUUGGCAUCCAACGCUUCCUCCAAUUAUUCAUCGAAUGAGGAGAGGAUACAAGGGGAGCAAAUCCGCAAGCUGAGACGAGAGCUGGAAUCCUCCCAGGAAAAGGUCGCAAACUUGACCAUGCAACUUUCUGCUAAUGACUCUGAGCUCACUGAACUAAAGGACACCAUAGAGAUUCUGAAAGUCAAAAAUACUGAGGCCCAGGAAAUCAUUCAGGAUGCUCUCAGUAAUCCAGACAUCACACCUAAAGAGCUGUUGAUUAAUCGUCAGAACUCUUCAGAAAGCAUCUCAAGUCUCACCAGCACUACAAGCCACUCUAGUAUGGGGAGUCUUAAGGAACAGGAGGCCAAGAAGAAGAAAAAGAAGAGCUGGCUGCGGAGCUCCUUCAACAAAGCCUUCAGUAAGAAGGGUUCCAAGUCUGGACCGUACGCUGAUAUUGAAGAGAUUGCCACCCCAGAAUCCUCAGCGCCAUCUUCCCCCAAGGUCCACAUAAUUGGAGAAAACCCUCAGCAGUCAAUGAAAACCCCCACCUCAGCGUCAUCGUCCGGGCUGUGUGAAGGAGGUGAGGUGGAAGAUGAUAAGGUUGUAACAGAGCUGCGUUCUGAGCUGUGGGAGAAGGAACGCAAACUUACAGACAUCCGUCUGGAGGCUCUGAGCUCUGCACAUCAGCUGGAGUUGCUGCAGGAGGCCAUGAACAGCAUGCAGAGGACAGUGGAAAAUCUGAAGGCUGAGAACGACCAGCUGAAGACAGGAGGUCUGUCCCCUUGUCCAUCUCCUGGACCAUCCAGCUCUGUCUCCCAGUCCUCUGGUCUCACAGCUCUGGGAAAUUCAUCGCCCCGACAGUCCGUAGCCGUGCACAUACCCAAAAGCUUCAGCAAAGGGCUGAGUGAGGGGAGCAGCUCAGUCGAUGUCCACUCUGCAGAUUCUCUCAGUCUUUCCUCACAGAGAGAUGAUCAUCGUGUAAGAGUCGUGGUUUGUGUUCCAGAUUUACACGUCUUCAAAGAUGUCUACAUAGCCAAGGUGGAUCCCACCUCCAGUCUCGGCCUUUCCACUGACUCCAUCUACAGUUACAGUAUGGGCCACAUCAAGAGAGUGCUGGGAGGAGAGGCCCCUGAGACCCAGCCUUCUCGCUGCAUGUCUCGAGGCCCUAGCAGCAUCACAGUGGCUCUCAAAGGUUUGAAAGAGAAAUGUGUGGACAGCCUGGUAUUUGAAACUCUCAUACCCAAAACCAUGAUGCAACACUACAUCAGUCUUCUACUCAAACACCGACGUCUUAUCCUCUCUGGACCAAGCGGUACGGGUAAAACGUACCUGGCCUCCAGGCUGGCUGAGUAUCUGGUGGACCGCAGUGCCCGUGAAGUCACCGAUGGCAUUGUACUUACUUUCAACAUGCACCGCCAGUCAUGCAAGGACCUACAGCUUUGUUUGUCUAAUUUGGCCAAUCAAAUCGAUCGGGAUACCAGCACAGCGGAAAUCCCACUGGUUGUCAUUCUGGACGAUAUUCAUGAUCCUGUUUCCAUUAGUGAACUUGUUAAUGGUGCUCUCACCUGCAAAUAUCACAAAUGCCCUUACAUUAUAGGAACAAGCAACCAGCCAGUGAAGAUGACAGCAAACCACAGUCUGCACCUCAGCUUCAGGAUGGUGACCUUCUCCAACAACGUGGAACCAGCCAAUGGCUUCCUUGUGCGAUAUUUGCACAGAAAGAUGAUGGAGUCAGAAGAUGAAGGCAGCCUGACUAAUGAGGACCUCAUCAGGGUGUUGGACUGGGUUCCCAAAUUGUGGUAUCAUUUGCAUACCUUCCUAGAGAAACACAGCACAUCAGACUUCCUCAUUGGCCCUUGCUUUUUCCUGUCGUGUCCAGUCACAGUGGAUGAGUUUCGAUCUUGGUUUAUUGAUCUUUGGAACCACUCUAUUAUUCCUUAUCUACAGGAAGGUGCCAAAGAUGGGAUCAAGGUCCAUGGCCAGAAGGCAGUUUGGGAGGACCCAGUAGAGUGGGUGAGGGGCACUCUGCCAUGGCCAUCUGCCCAGCAGGACCAGGCCAAGCUAUUCCACCUACCUCCUCCCAGCAUUGGCUCCAGCAGCCCAUGUCAGCCCAGUGAGGAGAGGUCUCACAAGGAGACUCCACCCAGCUCCAUGGAAUCUGAUCCUCUGAUGGCAAUGCUUUUGAAACUUCAAGAGGCUGCCAAUUACAUUGAAUCUCCAGACAAGGAAGAUCCAAGCCUGCCUAAACUUUGAAAACAAUAACUGACUGCCAGCUUUACUUUUUUUUUUCAAUGUGAUCAAACAGUGCACAGUGAAGACCUUCAGAAAUGGUUGUUGGCUGACUGACCAAAUGAGUUUGAAAGUAUAACCUGUGAAUACCAAAUUAUUCUAUCACAGCAUGAACAGUAACUCUGUUCACAAAAAAAAUAAUAGUAUUUUAUCUAAUUAUAUUUAACACUUUACCACCACCUUAGCCCAUUGUACUUUUAGAUUGGUGCUAGCAGAUAACUAUAAAAUUCAUUUUCUCAGUAUUCUGACUUCAGGGGGUUUCUGCAACAAUACACACCGUCCAUCCUGUUUCCUUCACAAGUGCAUAAUGGGAUGUUGAGUCCCCAUCAAAUGGCGCUAUUCUUAAUUAAUGUUAACCUUUUUGGAAAAGAGUAUGACAGCAUAACAGACCCUACUGUUUAUGACUAUGUUCUUUGGUACAUAUCUGCUGUAAAAGGCCGUGCUUACACAUAUGCAAUCCUGGAUUUUACAGCCUGAGCAGGUCAAACAAAUAUGCCUUAAGAGCAAAGACGUCAAUGUCAUCUCAGCGUCAACAGACACAACUGGUGCUUUCAUUAUUAUCAUCCAAACCACUCUUUCCCAAAUCAUGUAUUUCUUAAUAAUAAUCCUAUUUUAAUUCUUAAUUGAAGUUUAUUUAUUGUUUUUGAAAAAAAGUUGCUCAGUUCUCUUCAGUCAAUUUAACGUGCAACUUGUUAGCAUAUUUUUUUUCUUCAUCUUCUUGUGAUAAUUGUUGUGAUUUAUAAGGUAAUGAUUUUACUUUAUACUGUCAUACUCUUUUAGAUACAAAUAUUUAUCAGUGGUCUGAAGUGAUCACUCUGUUGCUGCUGAAACAACAUUUUUUCCAAGUACUUAAAUCAGUUUUAUUUUACGUCAGACAUUAAGCAGCAACAAUGCUGCUAUAUACAAAUAUAUAUAUAUACAGAAUAUAUAUGCACGCACAUAAACAUAUAAACUGACUACACAGGGAUAAAAUAACAUAAGGUACCCUUUUAUGAAUACAGAAUCAGCAAACGCUCACUGAAUUUAAUUCAGAUCAUUUUUCUUUAAUGUUUCUCUGAGAUAGAGCACAGUUGUUUCAGGUGAUUCCCCUAACGAUCAUGUAUAAAUAUGUACAUACAAUCAGGAUGCAUUGCAGUUCCUUAAUCUGCGUUAGUUGGUGCAAGUAUCUUCUAUAGUGAACCAAAUGCUUUACUUUGUUCACGCAUAUUGACUGUCAAGAUAAGGGUUUAAACUUCAGCUAUGAAUGUAUAUAAAUCAUUAAAAGAACCAUAUAACAGUAUGAUGUAGUAGGUGCUUUCAAAGGGAGCCUUUAUAAAGUUGUUCAGCAAAUCACAUUUACGACAUGACUCUACUGCUAACAUUCACGCACUUCACAAACAAAAUGAACAAUCUCUCUCCACUAAUGAUUUAACCGUCAUUUAGGGAUGUAUGGUGCUCCAUUAAAAAGAAAAGAAAUAAAAAUGUCUCAGACUGUUUUAGAAUUGUGCAAGUCCCUUGGUCACAGGGUAGUUAGCAAAGAAUUGUAUGUCAUUUUGUGACAGUACGUAGAGACGACAAAGUCGUGAGAUGAUGUUAGGUGUAUACCCAGGUCAGUGUCGUACAGUUCAUUGAGAGCACUUUGGGUAAAACGCAGAAACAGUUUGUCUUUAAAGAAUUCAGUUAAAAAAAAAAAAAGUAAAAACGUUAUAAAGUGUUGUGUACAUUUUGUGGAGAGGCCCUUGUUGAGUAAAUGAAAGAUGAGGCAUUUGGUUGUGUGAGUGGCAUUGAAGUAUCAUCAUUUUGAAGUGGUUGUAGUUUCAGUGCUCAGAUAGUCGUCAGAUAAAUAAUCCUGUAAAUGAAUGUCACAAGACACCUUGAAAAGAUCAUGAAACAACGGCUACAGACUUAACUGCCCAGCAGGUAACUGGCUGACUUAAAAAGAUGACUGAAUUCAAAAUGUAAAUGAGCAAAGAGGAUGCCAAGUGGAUUCCUUACUGUAAAUAUUUCAGGUACUGGACAGUUUCACUAACCCUACAUUAAUCUACUUCUGCAGGUUAACUUAAGCCAUCAGCUCUAGCUUCUCAUCCCAUUUACUGGUUGUUGUGCCUGUUGCUCUGUAGUAGCUGUGUUUUGUGUUUGCUUAUUAGUGUAUCACGACUAUGCAGCAACUUCUACUGGUGUCAGCAAUCGGCAAAUGUCUGAACUUCACAAGUUGCCGCGGUGUGUUUUCAUCUGAUCUUUCUUUGAGUUCCUGAUUUGGUCCAAGAGCUUGAAGUGGAAGAGUGUUUUGGCUGGUGGACCUUAGCCUUAAAGAGAGGAAGAUUUGGUUGGUGUGAGACAGAAAACAGGGUUCAUACAUGUAAAGUCCUUGAGCUGCUUGAUUUGAUGAUAUAACUCCAGUUGUUUAUGGUGAAUAACGUGAAUAGAAAAAACUAUGUUUUGACAGCAAAACAAAAAUAUUCAAGGUGGCAUAAAUCAGCUCUGGCUGUUUGCAUUAUUCAUGUUAGAUUAAAAAAAGCUAAACCAGAAUAAGAAUUAGAAUAUCAUGACUUAGGCCAAUACAGGUUGCUGAAUAGUCAACUUUUGCAAUGCUCAUUGUGGAAUUUAAAAAGAUUUUAAAUAAAGUUAUGCUCUAUAAUGUCACCAAUGUGCAAAUGUUAAGGGUUUAAAAGUGUUUCCAAUGCAUGUAAAGUCGCUAUGUGAUGAGACGAAAAAUGUCAACAUCAACCUAUUGUUUAGAAAGAUCAUUCUCGAUAAUGUUUUCUAAUACUCAGAUGUUUGAUAUUUCUUUCCUUUUUUUCUAAAAACUCCUUUGUAAAAAUUAAUUUCUCUAUUUUGUACAGAGCAUCGUUGUAAAGACUGUAAAUACUUUAGCUCAGCAUUCUGAAUGCGGCAACAAUCAUUGAGGAGGAAAAGAAAUAUAUCCUUGAGAGAGAGAUGUGUUUCUUGAAAGUUGGGUGUAAUACAUGGACAAGGCAUGCCUCUGAAGGCUUUCAUCCACCUAUCACUGUUUGUUGGAAUUAAUAAAAUACAUGUUAUAUUUACUCUUUCUGCUCUGUGUGUGUGCCAACAUGACA